Messenger RNA from Colossoma macropomum (tambaqui), 1525 nucleotides. RefSeq names its product mitochondrial ribosomal protein S35 (gene mrps35). Gene Ontology annotation, molecular function: structural constituent of ribosome. The record is from RefSeq and is a predicted model, not a curated record. The transcript is spliced from 8 exons. NCBI's taxonomy places the organism in Eukaryota, Metazoa, Chordata, Actinopteri, Characiformes, Serrasalmidae. The coding region runs from base 43 to 1053 and encodes 336 amino acids. Gene Ontology annotation, cellular component: mitochondrial small ribosomal subunit. Gene Ontology annotation, biological process: mitochondrial translation.
UUGAAGAUCAGCAGAUUGGCGCUACGGUACCUCCAGCUCAUCAUGGCUGCCUCCACAUUUUGCCCCGCGUUGUCGCCCUUACUUAGAAUAAACUGUAAGCUUAACGGUGUUUACACACGUAUUUCACUUAACAGAAGAGCUGCGUACUCCUUAGGACUGACAAUAAGCAAUGGCGCUGAGCGGCAGGGUUUGCCAGAGAGAGGCAGUCAGGGGCAGAGGAGACAGAGAAGGGCCGUUGAACCACGGACAGAGCGAAUGCCAGUGGACCAGGACUGGACCGCUGUAUACCCCACUGCAGCGUCUUUCAAGCCAGAUGCUGUCCCACUGCCUGUGCGGAUGGGAUACCCAGUCAAAAGAGGUGUGCCUCCUGGGAAAAAGGCCAACCUGGAGCUUAUAAAGAUUCCAAACUUCCUACACUUAACCCCAGAGGCCAUCAAGAAACACUGUGAAGCCCUUAAGCCAUUCUGCACGGAAUGGCCUGCUGCUUUGGACUCUGAUGCUAAAUGUGAGGAGCAUUUCCCCAUCCAGGUGGAGAGUAAGGACUAUGUGUCUGCUGGACCAUCACUGAGGAACCCAAACGCUAGAAAUAUUACUCUCACUGUGAAGCUGUCCAGUUUGAACCUAGAUGAGCAUGCGAGGAAGAAGAUGAUCAAACUAAGUGGAGAGCGUUACAACAAAGAUACAGACACUCUCACCAUCACCACCGACAGUUGCCCAAUGAAGCAGCAGAACUAUAACUAUGCCAUGUACCUGCUCACUGUUCUGUACCAUGAGUCCUGGAAAACAGAGGCUUGGGAGAAAGAGAAGACACGCGCUGAUAUGGAGGAGUACGUUUGGGAGGACAGCCUGUCUCAGAAGAACAUUCUGGAAACCUUGUUGCGCAUGCGUCCACUCGGGGAGAAGGAGGAGGAGGGGGAAGUGCGGGAGGAGUUACUGGGGCGAGCGGAGGUGCAGGAGUACAAAGACUCAGUAACCAAGCUGAAGAACGAGGGAGAGACUGAGAGCAACAUGCAGCAAUACAAAGAAGCGGUGAAGAAACUUCUCAAUAUCUGAGGAACAGUGUAUAGAUGAGGGAGAGAAGGUGGACAUUAGCCUUGCCAAGCCAAGAGUGCUGCUUUAGGAUCAGUUUCUAGCCAUAUGUAACAUAAUGAAAGCAGUUGAUAUGAUGGAACUGAUCCUAAAUCAUCACUCUUGCGCUGAGAUCCUUGAUACAUGUGGGCUCCAGUCUCAAACCAAGCAGUUGAGACCUUUCCAUCUUUAUCACGUGAUUAAACAUUCUCACAGCACAGUGUUUACCUAUAAAGAUUCAGUUUCUUAGGACUAAGGUGCACAAGUGCUUCUCGAUUGACUAACCAUUGAUAAAGAUGCCAUUCUCCUUUGGCGUCAAAUACACAACGUCAAGUACUAGUAGUAUAUGCUUACAGACUAAUUGUUUAAAAGUUAAUUGGUGGUCCUGUUCUUAUUUUUUGAUAUGUAUUUAUAUGUAUCAAUAGCAAAUUAAAUUGUCUGGUGUUUACAAACCACA